GUUGUGUUGCGGAGUGGCGUAAACGCGACCCGAAAAGAUGAGUGAAGUGAUGCUACAAGUGAAUAGGUCUCACAUGUACUCAUCUAGCCAGGCUGUUUAAGCAUGUCCACAGAUGACAGCAUCUCUGAAGAUGUAUCUAGCUCUGUGGCGCUGAGCCACGACCACACCAGCGCCAAUGGAGGCAAGGAGAGCGAGGCCUCCAUGGUCUCGUCUGAGGGGACCGUGUCUGGCUUGGCUAUUACUGAAGAAGCAGCUGUGGUCAAUCAACCCUCCAGCACACCAGCAUGCAAUAUUUCUCACAACAUAAGGAAUUUGUGUCUUGGCCCUAAGGAUGACUUUAGCUCAGGGAGAGGCCUGCCCUUCAUCAACCCCAGUUCUUUGGACACACUUCGAGCUUUGGUGCAUGAGAUCCAGAGCAGCGAAACGGAUCCUGAGAUCUGGAAGAACUGUGAGGGCAGGUGGCUACAUCUCUUUCAGCUAGUGGAGAAGCAAUACCAAGAACAAAUUCUUGCUCAGCAGGAACAGUAUCAGUGCCAAAUCCAGCUCAUCCAGGAUGAAAUCAAAGCAUUAGUGCAGCUACAGAACCGGCAAAGUGACGCACAGGUGAACCCCUCAGGCACAGCCAGUCUAGCAUCGCGACCCCUCAUUCUUCCAAAGGCUUCAGUCAACCACCAUGAGAUCUCUGAGGAGGGUCUGCUGACGGCCCAGAGCAGCGGCUAUGGCACUCUGUCCACCUGGGAGCCUGGAACCAUGACGGGAAGUCUGGAGGUAACGUCAUUGUAUAAAAAGCAGGACCAUGGGAGCAGGACCAUACCAAGCAGGACUGGCAGUCUGAAUGAUGCACUCCAUAAAACUUCUUCAGCUGUGCCAAAACUCACCGCUGACCAGCAGAGACCAAACAGUCAACCGUUGACCUCCUGGGCUCAGAGGCAAAAACACAGACAAAGAAAACACAAAGUGGCACAAAACAGACCCCUGCAAUUGGAGCGGAGAGAGGAAAUCAGGUCUGGUGGAUCUCCUAAGGAACAUACGAUCCACAUAGAUGAUCCUGGCUGCACUUCAGCUUAUUUAAACCCUGCUCUGCUCAAGAGAAGUGACAGCAUAGCAUCAGAAGCUUCAGGUCUGACCUACUGGAAGCUGGAUGAAAAUGAGCUCUACCACCCUCUACCAGACAGCUUUGAGAAUAAUUCUUUCCUUCUAAUGCAGGAGACAGGGUUGCUGAGUCAGCCUUUGGAAGAUGAAGCUAGACUGUCUGUGUCUCUGAGAGAGAUUUACCAGAACAAGCAGAAGGGAGAGACCAAAGGCCAGGAGUGGGACUCGCUAAUCAACUCAGAUGCUUCCUCUCCUCAGGUGUUUACUCUGGAUCCUUCACCUCACAAGAGGCAGUCUGAGCGCACGUCAGGCUUCACCUCGCCCUCACGCUUAAGCAGCCCUACUUCACCCAUGUCGCACACCUCACACACUGCCCCCCGUCCUUACAGUGAGGACGAGGCCAGCCAUACAGCCACCGUGAUGCUUCAGCCCACCAGCUUGUCCGUACAGCAACAACACACAAACGGCAGGACGCCGGCGGCUUCUCCCUCGCUGGAUGACCCAGUGGUGCUCUCACUACUAAGACAGAACCUGAGGGAGAAGCAUGCACGGCACAUAGCAGAUCUUCGAGCAUACUACGAGUCAGAGAUUAACACCCUGAAGGAAAAGCUGAACUUAAUUGAUUUACCUCUAGAUGUGGAGAAAAGCAACGAGAUCCUAAUGGAAAGGUGCGAGCACUUGGAAAGGGCCCUUACAGAGGCGAGUACACGCAUCAGAGAGCUGGAGAACAAGAACCGGCACUUGGAGAAACAGCUGGCAGAGUGGCCGGAGCGCUACGAUGCAGCUAGUUCCACAGUAAAGGCUCUGCAGUGUCGCUUAGAAGAAACCAAGCAGAGCAGCAGGGAAAAAGAGAGCACCAUAAACAAGCUGAGGAACCGGCUGCGCCAGCUAGAGGAGGCUGUCCAGGACACCUGCAAGGAGGUGGACGAGAAGGAGGCGCGCAUGAAGCACGAGCACAAGAUGCUUCAGGAUCUGCUUCAGGAGUAUGACUUAUUAAGAAAAGAGCAUGAGGAAGUAAAGGACAAUUUGGUGUCGACUGAAAAUAAACUCUUUGAUGCUAAUGAACAAAUAUCAGAAUUGAAAAGGCUUAUUUCCAAACUGGAGGCGCAAGUGAAGCAACUGGAACAUGAAAACAUGGCCAAAAGUCGUCAGGCUUUACACAACCAUUUGCAAACCACAGGAGUUGGAUUAUUCCAUCAGCCUGAUCUGCUUUCACCAAGCCAAAGGCGGCGCAGUGUAGAAUUCAGCACAAGGAGUCCUGGAGUUUCUGACCUAAUGGCUCAAGGUCAGACUUCACCUCCGGAAAGAGAGCAGCCCCAUGAAGACUCAAUGAGAAGGGACAGUCCACUGGCCCCCGUGAUAAAGGCACUGAUUCAGAUGGAGGACACCAAAGUCACAGAGGGACGGGCCCUGACAAAAAACAGCUAUGGUUGUUCAGGGUUGGACAGCAGGAGACCCACAGUAGCGUUUGUGGACGGUAUGAGGGAGUCUGCGCUGGGGAAGGCUGGAGCUGUACUUCGAGCUCAGAGAAGUCUUUCUCCUGAUGGACAUCGUUCCUCAUCUGUACCUCCAAGAGCACAGAGGGCCGGUCCCCCAUCCACACCUACAAAGAGGGAAACUCUACUCCAGCCACUCUCAGCCAGGUCCAGCCCCAAGCGCUGCCCAACAGAGAAUGUUUCAACUGCAUUUGGUCGACCCAUGCAUUGCCAACAACACCUGCAUAACAGGUUUGAUUUGCACUUUGAUCAAACAAGUCCCAGCUCCCCUCGACGCAACUCGAGAACAGCGCUGCAGUUCACGACAGCACAAAGAUCAAAAGUGAAUGUACAGACCAGCUCGGGGUCAGCUCAUCCUACUGAGAGCAGCGAAUCCGAGGAACAAGAGGUUCCAGACCCUGACUUGCUGCUUCACGACCCCGAUGAUGACCUUGCCCUCUCUUAUCACACUCGUGUUCAGUCUCUAGCCGACGCCGAGAAGCUGUUCGAUGAGCUCACGCAGGAGAAACAGCGGAUUGAGGCAGCUCUGAGUCGGAUUCCUGGGGCUGGAGCCAGGGUCACCUUACAGAGCAGACUAGAUAAGGCAUCAUUAGAGAACCGACUGGAGAAAGUGAGUUGUGACUUGGGAUCCAUCCGCAUGACCCUGAAACGAUUCAAAGUUCUCCGCACUUCUACCCACAUCUAGCCGGAAAAUGUGAACGGGAGAUACAGGACGGAUCUUCCACUGUACAUACUGCAUUCUGUACAUGUUGAAUAUUUCUACUUUUGCUAUUGUAGGAGAUUUUUUAUGUUUCUACUGUAUGUUUUACUACACAGUAUAGAUACUGAUUUUAAAGUAUAUUUUGAUACAGAUUUAUAAAAAAACAAAGAACUUUUUAAUGUCAUAAAAACAUGGACGUUGUAUGCUUGACUACUUCAGGUUUGUUAUUUUUUUAGAUGUGCUGUUGUGCCAUGAAAGCAGGACAUUAAGGGCCGGCUUCCCAAAUCAAUAGUAUAUAACUAAAAUACACAUACUGAGCUCUUUAUUUAGAUACACCUACUUGGUAUGUACACCGUUUAGCCAUAACAUUAAAACCAACUCAUUGUUCUUUCUUGUAGUUCUACAAUUACUGAUUGUAGUCCAUCUGUUUCUCUGCAUGCUUUGUUAGCCCCCUUUCAUGCUGUUUUUCAAUGGUCAGGACUCUCCCAGGACCACUACAGAGUAAGUAUUGUUUAGGUGGUGGAUCCUUCUCAGCACUGCAGUGACACUGACAUGGUGGUGGUGUGUUAGUGUGUGUUGUGCUGGUAUGAGUGGAUCAGACACAGCAGCGCUGAUGGAGUUUUUAAACCCCUCACUGUCACUGCUAGACUGAGAAUAGUCCACCAACCAAAAAAUUAUCCAGCCAACAGCGCCCUGUGACCACUGAUGAAGGUCUAGAAGAUGACCAGCUCAAACAGCACCAAUAGAUGAGCGAUCGUCUCUGACUUUACAUCUGCAAGGUGGACCAACUAGGUAGGAGUGUCUAAUAGAGUGGACACGGUAUUUAAAAACUUCAUCAGCGCUGCUGUGUCUGAUCCACCAUCUAAAUAAUACCUGCUCUAUGGGGGUCCUGACCAUUGAAGAACAGGGUGAAAGCAGGCAAAAAAGGUAUGUAGAGACGCCCUGUAGAGACAGAUGAGCUACAGUUAGUAAUUGUAUACCCACUAAGUGGUGGGUCUUGAACCAGCAACUAGUUUGAUUACUAGUCCAGUACCUUAACCGCUAGGCUACAACUGCCCUGACAAAGUGUACAGAGCAACAGAUGAGCUACAGUCAGUAAUUCUAUACCCACUAAGUUCAUCUGUAUGUUUGGUGUAGCUUGAUCAAUAAAGUAGGUGUACCUAAUAAAGUGCUCGGUGAGUGUAGACGUUUUAAAUGGUAAAUCACCACUAAGAGGUGUAUUCUUGUUCAGUAUUAGCAAAAUUAAUGCCUUUACAUUCCAGCAAUCCAUUUGACUGCUUUGUUCUACUACAUGACCAAAAGAAUGUGGACAACCCUCUUAAUUAUUGACUUCAGGUGUUUCAGCCACACCUAUUGCUAACAGGUUUAUGUUUUAUUUGUGGCAGCGCUCGCUCCUGUGCACAAGUUUGAUGUAAAUGAACUGUGGCCUGCAAAGGGUCCUGACUUCAACCCAAAUUGAGAUGAAUAGGAACACUGUAGACGUUUGAAAAGUAAAGGCUGUUGUGUUAUAUUAAUGCUUGUUUUGGACUGGAAUGUCCAACAGACUCAUGGUUAAGUGUCCACAACUUUUGGUUAUAUAGUUUUAUUUGAAAUAUGUUUAUCUGAUGUUUAUAAAACAUCACAUAGAUCUUUUCUUUUAAAAUGACUAUGAAAAGCCGACCAAACCUGCUCACACUUGCAUUCCCUUAACUCUUAUAUUCUCUUCCUCUGUCAGACAUUCCACUUCAUUACUUUUGACCUUUUCCUUCCAAACAGCACAGAUCGUUUACACGCUCUCAUACUAGGCGGACCUCUGUCGGGUAAAGAUGUGAGAAAUACAUUUAAAUGCUUUUGUGUUGCAUGGAAAUUCUAAACCAAGUUCAAUGAGUUAGUUGAAUUCUAAUGAAUAGGGCUGCUACAUUCCCUGUAGCUGGAUCUACUGGAACUAUUUACUUCUGUACCAAGCACCUCAAUAAAGUCCUGCAUAAAGCAAACUGUGA
Molecule: messenger RNA, 5267 nt
Organism: Trichomycterus rosablanca
Lineage: Eukaryota; Metazoa; Chordata; Actinopteri; Siluriformes; Trichomycteridae
Product: M-phase phosphoprotein 9
Exons: 24
Coding region: 103-3273 (1056 amino acids)
Cellular component (GO): centriole
Source: RefSeq, a predicted model, not a curated record